Molecule: messenger RNA, 712 nt
Organism: Balaenoptera acutorostrata (minke whale)
Lineage: Eukaryota; Metazoa; Chordata; Mammalia; Artiodactyla; Balaenopteridae
Product: PEST proteolytic signal-containing nuclear protein
Exons: 1
Coding region: 12-548 (178 amino acids)
Biological process (GO): protein ubiquitination; proteasome-mediated ubiquitin-dependent protein catabolic process
Cellular component (GO): nucleus
Source: RefSeq, a predicted model, not a curated record
CGGCAGGGAAAAUGGCGGACGGAAAGGCGGGAGAGGAGAAACCUGAAAAGCCGCAGCGAGCUGGAGCCGCCGGAGGACCUGAAGAAGAAGCAGAAAAACCUGUGAAAACUAAGACUGUUUCUUCCAGUAAUGGAGGGGAAAAUUCCAGUCGCAGCGCUGAGAAGCGAUCAGCUGAAGAAGAAGCUGCAGACCUCCCAACAAAGCCUACAAAGAUCUCCAAGUUUGGAUUUGCCAUAGGUAGUCAGAUGACAAAGAAAGCCUCAGCCAUAUCCAUCAAACUUGGCUCAAGUAAACCUAAGGAAACCGUUCCAACUCUUGCUCCAAAAACCCUUUCAGUAGCAGCAGCUUUUAAUGAAGAUGAAGAUAGUGAACCAGAGGAAAUGCCUCCAGAAGCAAAGAUGAGGAUGAAAAAUAUUGGAAGGGAUACACCAACAUCAGCAGGACCAAAUUCCUUCAAUAAAGGAAAGCAUGGGUUUUCUGAUAACCAGAAGCUAUGGGAGCGAAAUAUAAAAUCUCAUCUUGGAAAUGUCCAUGACCAAGACAAUUAAAUGAUGUGUUUUGAAAUUGGGGUAUGGGGUGGGUGUAAAGUUAAAAGGAACAGUUUCCUUUUUUAAAGAAUGGUAUAAGACUAUCUUUGGAGCCGCCUUUUUUUUUUCUUUUUCUUUUUUUAAAGAUUGAGUGGUACACUAAUAAAUGAGAAUUUGAAAUUAAA